This is a messenger RNA of Toxotes jaculatrix (banded archerfish), 1993 nucleotides long. RefSeq names its product pre-B-cell leukemia homeobox 2 (gene pbx2). Lineage: Eukaryota; Metazoa; Chordata; Actinopteri; Toxotidae. Gene Ontology annotation, cellular component: nucleus. Bases 84 to 1289 code for a protein of 401 amino acids. Gene Ontology annotation, molecular function: RNA polymerase II cis-regulatory region sequence-specific DNA binding; DNA-binding transcription factor activity, RNA polymerase II-specific. The transcript is spliced from 8 exons. Gene Ontology annotation, biological process: embryonic organ development; eye development; brain development. The record is from RefSeq and is a predicted model, not a curated record.
UUGUGCGAUGCCUCCGAUGUGGUCGUGUUGUGAGUCCGUGAGCACUGUCGGGCAGCAGUCGUCGCCACUGUGCGUCGCUGAAGAUGUUGCAGCAGCAGCCUCUGACAGGCAAUGGGCCCUCCAAUGGCCGGGGACUCGGCAUGAGCGGCCACCCCGGGAUGCAUGCGCUCAACUCGGUUCAUCAACCUUCCCAGCACCGGUCCGACGGGGGGGACUCGGGCCUCGAGGGCACAGAAAACGGACAUGAAACCCGCAGAGAUAUUGGUGACAUACUGCAGCAAAUAAUGACCAUCACCGACCAAAGUUUGGACGAGGCACAAGCAAAGAAACAUGCUCUCAACUGUCACCGAAUGAAACCUGCGUUGUUCAGCGUUUUGUGCGAGAUCAAGGAAAAAACGGGCCUGUCAAUGAGGAACACCCAAGAGGAGGAGCCCCAGGAUCCUCAGCUGGUGCGACUGGACAACAUGUUGUUGGCGGAGGGUGUGGCAGGGCCGGAGAAGGGUGGCGGGGCUGCUGCUGCCGUGUCCGCUGCCACCAGCUCAGGAGGGAUGUCACCCGACAGCUCGCUUGAGCACUCCGACUACAAAAGCAAGUUGAGCCAGAUUCGCAGUAUCUACCACACUGAGCUGGAGAAGUAUGAGCAGGCGUGCACUGAGUUCACCACCCAUGUGAUGAACCUGCUGAGGGAGCAGUCGCGUACGCGGCCCGUGACCCCGCGGGAGAUAGAGCGCAUGGUGGCCAUCAUUCACCGCAAGUUCAGCUCCAUCCAGACUCAGCUGAAGCAGAGCACCUGUGAGGCGGUCAUGAUACUGAGGUCCCGCUUCCUUGAUGCCAGGCGCAAGAGGCGCAACUUCAGCAAACAAGCCACAGAGGUCCUGAAUGAGUAUUUCUACUCCCACCUAUCCAACCCUUACCCCAGUGAAGAAGCCAAAGAGGAACUCGCCAAACAGUGUGGAAUCACUGUCUCUCAGGUCUCCAACUGGUUUGGCAACAAGAGAAUCCGCUACAAGAAAAACAUUGGCAAAUUCCAAGAGGAGGCCAACCUCUACGCCAUGAAGACAGCCUUGGGGGCCAGACAGGGCGACGAUUCCCCGCACACUCCCAACUCCACAGGGUCUGGGUCCUUCUCUCUGUCCGGGUCAGCUGACCUGUUCCUUGGAGUUCCACCUGUGAAUGGCGAGCAGUCCGCCUAUCAAAUGGGAGUGCAGGCAAACGGGAACUGGCAGGGACGAAACUCGCCCCCGCCUGGCACCUCGCCCCACAGCGACCACUCGGAAAACUCUGACUGAUGGCCCUGCCCACUGGCACAGAACGACAGCGACGGAAAGAUUGACGACGGAAAAGACAGAAAGAAUGAUAUCACACUUCCCACUUGGCUGCGGUUGUUUUUGUAUGUUUGUUUGGUUUGAUUAUUUUAAAUGUACGUUGUUUUCCUUUCUUACCGCUCAGCUUUGGUCAUUGUUAUGUUUGUAUGAUUAGCUGAGUGCACGGAUGGUAGAGUGAAACUGUGUGUGUGUUGUGUGCAUGCAAGUGUGGUUUUAUUAUUGGGGUUGUAGGGUUUGUUUUCCACUAAUUUUGACAUGUUACUGAGGUGUGUUUGUGGUUGGGGAGGGGAUGGGGAGGGAUGGGACUGCAUUACCAUUGUUUUUAGCACACUAUAUCAUUAUUAUUAAUAUUAUUGCUGUUUUAUUAUUAGUGCUACAACUAUUUUCAUUUUAACAGCUCAGAAAGAGAGAAUGCAUUUAGUGAAUGAGAGGGCAAUAGAGAAAAAUCCAAAGAUUUUGUGUGUUUGUUUCUCUGUUUUGUUUGUUAAUUUUUUUUUUUUUUUUUUUCUACCGGGCUUGCGUGUCCCUGUAAAAUGAAUGAGGUGUGCCUGAGUCCAUAUUAAUGGUUUGAGUGAGUAUAUCAACAGUGCUGUCUUUUUUUCUGUACAGUGAAACACCUGUAUUCUCUCUACCUCUUUUACAAUAAAGACUCUCUGUAUUCACAACCA